Molecule: messenger RNA, 765 nt
Organism: Rosa rugosa (rugosa rose)
Lineage: Eukaryota; Viridiplantae; Streptophyta; Magnoliopsida; Rosales; Rosaceae
Exons: 3
Coding region: 266-601 (111 amino acids)
Source: RefSeq, a predicted model, not a curated record
AAAAUAGGCCAAACAAUUUCUAUCAGAGAAGCACGGGAUGUGAGUGAUGGUGAGACUUCGCUUUGCUUUAUAAGCUUAACCUCUACUUCUUUGUCAUAUACUCCGUGAAAGAUUUUACAUCAGAAAAAAUAUUGGCGACAUAUAUGUUUCAGAUGAUUGACUAUAUAUAUGGGCCAGUCUAUGCAUCAACAAUACUACUGAUCGAUGAUAGUACCACCGCUGGUGUUUUGAGAAAUUUGAGCUCGAUCAAGUCUGUUCUUUUUUCAUGGCCAAAGUUUGUUGCUCCAUUGAGAUGGAACCUAGGACCUUGAGUCAAGUACAACUCAACCAUGCUAGGGAAAUGGCUGCAGAUGUGGUUCAGAAAAUGGAAUCAAAUGAAGCCUCAGCUACAUUCAGUGAGGGAUUGAGACCGAUUGGUUCAGAGACACAGGUGGACCAUGUAAAUAUUGCUGAAGGGGGUGAAGAACCACAGAAUAAGCUAAUUCUGGAGUCGGAGGAGUCUCAACUGUAUGAAAGACCAUGCCAAUGCUUGUGUGCUGCUGCCAAUAUUGAAAUCCCUGAUCAAGAAAAGCUUAAGGAACCCCUCUCGGCCCCAUUUUGAAAGCCUUAUAGAACGUUGUACGUGUAGCAUAUCAUGGUCACAUAUUCUAUGCCUUUAGUACUCAACCUAAUUCAACUACUGUGUAUAAGGAAAAUGUUUGAGAAGGCAAUCGUGCAUGUACGCCACUAUUAACGAAUUCACAUAUACAAGAAUUUUUUUUUCUU